AUCUCCCUCCCAUCCACUUGUUCUCUGACAAACUCGGAGCUGAAAAAGGUGAAGCCGUGCGUUUGGCUGAUCACAGCCAUGUACACUCUUUACAAUCAAAACUACUGACACUGUGACUCAAAAUUUUAGCUACAGAACUACCAUCCAGCAGCAAGAGGACACAAGCAUAGCUGGACUCAGUACGUGGACUUAAAAAAAGCUGAGGCCAAAAAGCUCUGGGGAAAAAAGUGAACAAAGUCUUGCUUUUGUGAUUAAAAGGAAGGACAGGAGUGGAAUGGAGAGAUCUCACAGGUCAGGAGUAAAAGACAUUACAAAACAAGAGACCAGGAUGACACAGAAGGGAAGGACCACGCUUUCGUUCCCGUUCCACGCAUCCAUCUUCCUCGUUCUCCUCUUCCUUAUCCCCCUGCCCAGAAGCAGCCAGGCCACAAACAAUACCUUAACCAGUAGCCCUAAUGUCACCAAGAAUGGCAGUGCCACCAAUAACCUGAAUUUGACUGCUUCCGUUCUGCCGAACUUUACCUCCGCCAGCAACGCAACCGCUCCAGCACCAGGGUGCGAGGUAGGCUUGGACCCAAUUUACUCCAACCUGUGCGACAGGCAGGCAGCGUGGGGGAUCGUGGUGGAGACACUGGCCACCCUGGGCUUCCUGGUCACAGUUGGGCUACUGCUGGGGCUGGCCGGCUGGGCGCUGUGGGCAUGCAUGCCAUUCCGGCGGAGGCGGGGAAUCGCAGGAACCGUGGCAUCCCUGCUCCUGUCCCUGCUUGGGACGGCGGGGCUGUUCGGCCUCACCUUCGCCUUUAUUGUGCGCCUCACCCCACAGACCUGCCCAAACGCGCCUUUCCUCUUCGGCGUGCUCUUUGCCCUGGCCUUCUCCUCACUGCUGGCCCGCUCCCUCGCCCUGCAGGGUUUCGGUGUGGCACGCGGCCUGGGCGAGGCGGGCCUGGUCCUCGCACUGACGGUGGUGCAGGUAAUCGUGGCCACCGAGUGGCUGGUGAUGGUGCUGGUGCGGGAUGGCCUGCCCUGCUCCUACACACAGGGUGAGUUUGUGGCGCUGCUGGUCUACGUGCUGUGCUUGCUGGCCGUCGCCCUGGCCUUCACCACGCGCGGCCUCUGCCGCUCCUGCUGUGCCUACAGCUACAGCUACACCGGCGCCAGCCGAACACAGACGCGGGUCCAGGCCGCGCUUCUCUGCCUCACCGCCGUCCUCUCCGCCGCCAUAUGGGUGGUCUGGAUUGCCCUCCUGACCCGCGGGAACGCGACCAUGGGGCGGAGGCCUGCAUGGGACGACCCUGUGCUCAGCGUGGCCCUCGUGGCCAACGGCUGGGUGCUGCUGCUGGCCCACGGGCUGGCCCAGACCAGCUUCCUCUGCAGGGGGAAGCCAGGGGCACAGGAGGGGCCGCUGGACUUCACUGGGUGGACCAGCCCCAGCACCGAAAUGCCUGGGCUGGGCAGUUCCACCAAAACAGGCCGGGAAAACUGCAGCUUUGAGAGCGACGGGCAGGAGAGGAGAGGUAAAAGGCAGGAACCAGUUCUGCGCUCACCCUAUGAGUCUGGAUUCUCCAUGACAGAAAUAGACCCAGACAGGGACUACUCUAUCCCCCGUCCUCAGACCACUAACACCACUGAACCUUAUGAUGACUACUACGGAAACAGGCUGGCUGAUUAAGACUGGACUAAUGCACCCGCACGCACACACGCACACACACACACACACACACACACACACACACACACACACACACACACACAUAUACAUGCUUGCAAAUGGCUUCUGAAUUCUCAUGGGCACAUGCAGUCUGAUUAAGACUGCCAUUGAUUUACAUUUACAUUCACCACUCACAUACACAUGCACACACAUGAAGUGAUGUCCACACAAACAGGCACUUAUUUAGCUACUGUAGAAUAUCACCAUAUGUUACAUAUUAUGGUGUGAUAUAAUGUACACAGACGUGGAUGCACAGGACAAAGGAGACACAUUCAGAGAAAACAUUUGCCUGCAUCCAGGCCUCUCAUUUUGCACUUCUGUGUAUUUUAUACUGAUAAACAGCGCCUUCUAGUGAUGGCAAAUGGUGUAUGUAAUGUAAUAUAAUGUAAUGGUAGAUUGGCACACAUACAGUGGUUUACAGAGGGGCGCUAGGAGACAUUUCCAACAGAAAUUCCAUGAUUUAAAGGAUUUUUGUAGCCAGGUAGCUCUACACACGUGUAUGACAGUGUAUUCUGCAAAUACGCUCUGGCAGUUCAAGGGACAGCUGGGGCCUAGGUUCAAUCCAUCCAAAAUGACUGUAAAUCUGAGUGCUGAAUUUAGUAAGUGUUGCAGGUUUUUCUGAAUUUUAGAGCAUGUCAUUGUGAGGAUGGCAGAUGCUAAAAUUAAUAAAGGCCAUAUUGCAAGAAUAAUUAAUGUAACACUUCAGUUUGUGUGACUAACUUGGGACUGUGUUUGGCUGGCCAUAUACAAAGUGAAUAUUAAAACAAAACAUAACACAGCUCUGUGUGGACCAUAAACUUGGUGCUAGCUUGAUACAUCCAACUUUUGCUGGGGUUCAUUGUAUUUCCAUUUCCUAAAAAUGUUCAGGCUGCAGUUAGAUGAAGUUUUUCAGAGGGAGCCCUUUAAGAAGGUGAGAAUUGCACAGAUGAAAGCAAAGGUUGAGUGCAUGAAGGCACCAGGUAUUCUCUGAACAUAUGAGAGGUGACACACUCUGUAAAGGAGCAUGUGUCUCACACACACUGGAGACAUUCUGGAGUCCUGUGCAUGGAAUGAGGACUGACAAAAGGGAGUUUCACCCAACAGCGAAGAGAUGCUGUGGAUGGCAUCAAACACUCACUGGACAGGUGUCCAAAUUUAGGAAAGUAUGUUGAUGAAUGAUGACAAUGAAGAUGUUUCUUGAUAAUGGUGAUGCUACACAGAAUCCUACCAGGCACAAGAGCAAGCAUAUGCCUACAUCGGUUUAAAAAAUUUCCUAAAGUUAUAUGGGAGUUUAAACUGUAAUUCAAAAUAAUCACACAAUGUUCAUGGUCUUUUCGCUUUUCAUGUCUAUUUUGGUUUCAG
Messenger RNA from Megalops cyprinoides (Indo-Pacific tarpon), 3049 nucleotides. RefSeq names its product G-protein coupled receptor family C group 5 member D. The record is from RefSeq and is a predicted model, not a curated record. Gene Ontology annotation, cellular component: intracellular membrane-bounded organelle; plasma membrane; signaling receptor complex. Lineage: Eukaryota; Metazoa; Chordata; Actinopteri; Elopiformes; Megalopidae. Gene Ontology annotation, molecular function: G protein-coupled receptor activity; protein kinase activator activity. Gene Ontology annotation, biological process: G protein-coupled receptor signaling pathway.